This is a messenger RNA of Candida albicans SC5314, 4374 nucleotides long. It is a transcript of the gene IML1, whose product is annotated as Iml1p. The record is from RefSeq and is a predicted model, not a curated record. Lineage: Eukaryota; Fungi; Ascomycota; Pichiomycetes; Serinales; Debaryomycetaceae. Gene Ontology annotation, cellular component: GATOR1 complex. Gene Ontology annotation, biological process: negative regulation of TORC1 signaling; intracellular signal transduction; positive regulation of autophagy. The transcript has a single exon. The coding region runs from base 1 to 4374 and encodes 1457 amino acids. Gene Ontology annotation, molecular function: GTPase activator activity.
AUGUUCAAUCAGACAUCUACAAAUGCAAAAAAACCUAAUGGCUCAGAUUCAAGUAUAAAGGUUGCUAAUCAUUCUAACCAGAGACAAAUGUCAGCCAAUCACGCAAGUUUGACUAUAGGUGGAUCCAGAAACCCAAUUAAUCAACGACGAUCAAUGCUGACUAAAAACAUUGGGAGUACUUUAAUUGUAAGUCGACGGAAUAACCAUUACUUGGACAUGAAAGAGGAAGACUCUAAAGAAAAUCUCACCAAAAUUAUAAGCAACAAUCAAAAUGAAGAGGAUACAGAAGUUUCAGUCAAAGUAUCGGUUUGGUUUCAUGAAUUACGCGAUUUUACCGAAGAUAUAAUAAUAGAUGAGAAUGUAAUACCAACAGGGGUACAAGCAGGACAAGUUUUUGAACUUCAAUCUUUGGAUGAAGGUUCAAGCAAAAAAUUUGUAUUUACUGUUCAAAAGAGAAAUCUACGGUCAGCAACUAAUGAUACCGAUUACACAGAGGCACUGAAACCAAAACUACAAAUCUCUUUAAUGGCCAAUCCAUUUCAGAGACUUCUUGAUUUAGCACCACGUAGCCAGGUUCAAUUGAAAAGAUUAGUCAAGUUAGAGUCAGUUACAGUUGAUUCUGUUGAAAUAUUCAUCAAAGAUGUAAACUUAUCUCGAGAUGCAAUGUGGAACUUUUCAGCCUCAAUGAUAGGGAAUUGUGUAUAUAUUGACCAAAGAUUAUUGUAUCUAGGUAGCAGGGUCGGAGUUACCAAACACAUUUACAAAAAUGGGAAAAAUGUCACCUCAGGAUAUGUUGACAAAAAUACCAAAAUCAUUUAUCGAUCUGAAAGUGCCAAAAUUACUUUGUUUGUCCAACUAUCAAGGGAAAUGUGGCAUUUUGAAGAAGAUGGAGAAAUCAUGUUUCACAAAUUGAUCAAUAAUUUAUUCCCCAAAAUUUUCCGUCGUUGGAGAGAAACGAACACCCACCAUUCGAUCACUAUUGUUUUGUUUACAAGUAUUGACCUCACAGAUAUACCGUGGACUAAUUUAGGACCAGGACAGAGACCACCUCAGCGCCGAGACUUUUUUAGAGUGGUUGUCGAUCAAGUUAAUAGCAUGCAUUGGGAUCGAAUAAUGGAGGACUUGCGAUUAGAAUUUGCUAAUUUCAAAAGAGAUACAAUGCUUAAUCUCGAUGACGAUGGGAAAUUUAUAAUUGAAAAUGGAACUUUACCUGCAAUAAAGGGAAAUUUACUCGAAGCAGUUAAUUUAGGUUUAACAUCAUUGAACAACAGGUUCCAAAAUACAGACCUUAAACAUUCAAUAUCCCACAUAAUGGUUAUAACCCCUGGUACAGGAUUAUUUGAUGUUGAACAUGACUUACUAUUGGAAACAAGUAAAAAAAUGUCUAGUGUUGAUUCAAGUUUGGAUAUAAUAUGUUUGAGCCAACCACCCUUGCAUGUGACUCCAUUAUUCAGAUACAUUAAAGAAGGGAAAGUUUGUCAUUGCGUGCCCUUAUGGUGUGAUAUAUCAUUUUUCAUUGACAAGGUGCAACAAGAAAGUCAAUGGAUACCUAGGUGUAAGAUUUAUGAAUUGCAAAUGAUGGGUGUUAUGGAGAAUGAAGCCAGUGACGCUAGAAUCCCCAGGUUACAUUUAAACAAUUACGGUAAAACGUUGGUAGAAAUUAUGGAUGAGUACGAUAGUGCUGUUUUCAAACCGAUAAAACGCAUACCCAAGCCAGCACAAGUAGAGUUUAAACAGGUAAAGCCAAAAUUUCAAGCUCCCGAGUUGAAAAAUGCCACCGCAACACUUUCUUUAAUGUUUGAGAAUAAGCCCUUGUUACAACCUAGCAAUUCUUCGACAAUUUCAUUAGCCACGGGGACCGUUGCUAAUCCAUCAAAAGAUACAUCAGCCCUUUCUUCAUUGUAUUAUAUUAAUAAGAACAGCGAAGAAAUUAAAUCUCCUGCACCUUCAGUAAGAAGUGAAACUCCAGUGUCUACUAUAAGAGCCAUAGAUAGUUAUCGAAAAUCAGCUGGAUCACCUAGAUUGAUCAGAGGAGAAACAAUGUUCAAAAGGAAAGAAGAAAUACCAAAUACUGAACCACCUUCAGCUUUGAGUGAGAAAAACGCAGCUUCAGCUAGAAAGAAAUCAUCAAUUUUAGCAGAACCAGAACAAGAAAUUUCAACAGGAUCGUUUUGGAUAGAAAUUUCUAACCCGUCACAAGAAACCACCACCAAUGUACUCCAGAGGUCUCAAAGCAGUCGAUGGAGUAAUAUAUUUCCUAACAAGAUACAAAGAAAGUUGAUCAAAUGGAGAUCGUUCCAGGCACCAGCAUCACUUCCGACAACAACAGGUGUAUUCCCGUCAACAAAUCAACUUCAAACUGAUUACACAUUCCAAAUUUAUACUGUUUUUCUCAACUCUGAUAAUUAUUGGGAAUUAAAAUCGACACAUUCCUUAAUGAGAGAAAUGAUUCAAUUAAGAUUGAUGUUAGGGUUCCAGGUUUGUUAUGGUGAAAGAGUUGACAAAGCUGAAGCCGAAAGAAAACCUUCUGGAAAUGUUGAUGCAAUAAUUAAAUAUUUCCCUGAGGAGCACAACUAUCUUGGGUCAAGGAUAUACUUAGCGUUUGGUGAUGAGAUACAUCGUAUAUUUUGCGACUAUAAUGGCAAUAUUAAUGUUCAACUAUACAGAAAAAUCAUCGAAAACGAUGAGAAAAAGAUAACUUUAGGACAAACAAAACUCAAACCCUAUUUCCCACUUAUAAGAACAAGGUAUACUGACGAGUAUACACCUGCUAGAAUAGAUGCAAUUGCCGACAAUCCACAAAAAUUUAACUGGAAUCAGUUUGAUCAAUUAUUGGCCGGGUUUGAUGAUGCUAUGCCAGAAGAGAAAAAGCAAUUUCACAAAAUGAAAUUCGUAGUAAUGCCUACCGAUAUCCCCAAAAAUGCAUAUUUUGUAAGCAAUGAAAAAUUAACACCAGAAGAAAUUAGAGUAGAAGGUUUACGAAAAUUGAUUGGGGUUAUAGAAAGAGGCAAAUACAAACAUGAUUCGUCUCAAAAGAAAAAGUCUCGCCGUGGAUCCGAUGUUAUUUUUUAUACUGGCAAUUUAUAUGAUUUUUUGAACGAAGAAGCUCAAAACUAUGAUAUCACAGGGACACAACCGGCUUUGAUGAUUCCAGAAUCGUCAAGAUUUAAUAAAACAAUAAAAUUACCCGACUUGGCACAAGAGCUUCAAGAUCGAAAUACUGGUUUAACGUUGGUUGACCGAACAUGGCAUUUCAAAAGGCACUUGCAUUGCUUUGUUGGAAGCGAAUUGGUAUCCUGGUUAGUAGAUUGUUUUGAAGAUAUUGAGACACGCGAAGACGCCACAACUUAUGGACAAAACUUAAUGAACAAAGGGUUAUUCAAACAUGUUGAGCUGCGACAUGGACUUUUAGAUGGUCAUUUUUUUUACGAGUUUCUGGACGAGUAUGUUGACAAGACAGAUCGAGAAAAACCUUCUUGGUUUGGAUCUAAGAAAAUUGAUGGAGCUAGUACUCCACAAAGCAAUUCCUCUCCAAGGAUAGCGGGACAAAAUGAUUUACAAAAAAUAAUUUCAGCCCUGAAUCUUAGAUCUGAGACGUCAUCAACAACUGAUUCUAUGGGUCGGAAACGUAAGAAGUUUAUUUUAAGUCGAUCUGUGAAAUUUGAUGUCGACCCUUUAAAGAAAUCAUUCCGUCCAGAGUUUGUUACAGUUCACUAUGACAGAGUUCAUAACCCUGAACAUUGCUAUCAUAUAAGAUUACAGUGGUUGAAUGCAACCACCAAAUUUAUUGAAGAUACUAUUACUGCUUGGACAAGAUUGUGCGAACGUCAUGGAUUGAAAUUAGUGGAGACUCCGUGGAAUGAGUUAUGCUCUCUUCCAAAACUUAGUCCAUUCCAUUCUUUUGUUGACAUAAAAUUGCUGGUUAAUCCAUGGACAGACCCGGACCUUUGUGACGAUCGUAUAUUGUCAUCCAACAGAUAUUAUUAUCACUCAUAUUUCCUAAAACAAAUGGGAUACUAUUUGGACAACCGAUCUACAUCUUUUUUUCUGCGUGAAAACAUCGACAUUGGCUAUAGUUGGGGGAAACCUACUUUUAGAUAUGCACAAUUUAUUCACAAGACUGGAUUUUACAUUGUGGAGUUGAGAGAUAAUGGUGAUUUCUUUUUGGCACCAAAUAAUAUGCAUCUCACACGGGUAAGAUCGUCUACUACAUUGGUUGGAGACUAUGAAAAUUAUUCUAAAGGUGUCCUUGCUGAUUCGCAAACAGUGAUGCUUAAUUUUAGAGCGGCUUGUCAAAACAAAGAAUUUUUGAAAGAAACUUUUACAUUAGCUAAAUCCAAUUGGAAGGAUGAUUACUUUUCACAGAUUAUAUAG